Messenger RNA from Oncorhynchus masou masou (cherry salmon), 2964 nucleotides. RefSeq names its product electrogenic aspartate/glutamate antiporter SLC25A13, mitochondrial. The record is from RefSeq and is a predicted model, not a curated record. NCBI's taxonomy places the organism in Eukaryota, Metazoa, Chordata, Actinopteri, Salmoniformes, Salmonidae. Gene Ontology annotation, biological process: aspartate transmembrane transport; malate-aspartate shuttle; L-glutamate transmembrane transport. Gene Ontology annotation, molecular function: calcium ion binding; L-glutamate transmembrane transporter activity; L-aspartate transmembrane transporter activity.
AGGAAAUUACCGGGUUUGCUUGGUCAGUGGGCUUGGUUGGUUGACAGUAAUCUUGCUAUGGCUGCAAAGGGACAAAAGAGGGCUGACCCUACUGAGCUGAAAGCUAUUUUCAUAAAGUAUGCCAGCAUCCAGAAGAACAAUGAGGCCUUCAUGUCUCCAGAGGACUUUGUGGCCCGGUUUCUCUAUGCACACACUGACAUCAGGUUGUCUGACGAGGCCACCUCACUGCUGGCUGGGGUGGUGGACCAGAAGAAAGAUGGGUUGAUCUCCUUCCAGGAGUUUGUGGCCUUUGAGUCGGUCCUCUGUGCCCCUGAUGCUCUCUACGUGGUUGCCUUCCUGCUGUUCGACAAGACAGGCAAAGGAGCAGCCACCUACGAGGAUGUGAAGCAGGUCUUCAGCCAGACCACCAACCAUCAGCACAUCCCCUUUAACUGGGACUCUGAGUUCAUGCGGCUGCACUUCGGCACGGAGAGGACCAAGCACCUCAGCUAUGGAGAGUUCACCCAGUUCCUCCUGGAGAUGCAGCUGGAACAUGCACGGCAGGCCUUUGUUCAGAGGGACAAGGCCCACAGCGGCUCCAUCUCCGCCCUGGACUUCAGGGACAUCAUGGUCACCAUCCGGCCCCACAUGCUAACACCCUUUGUGGAGGAGAGCCUGGUGGCGGUGGCUGGGGGCAGUACAUCUCACCAGGUCAGUUUCUCCUACUUUAACGGCUUCAACUCUCUCCUCAACAACAUGGAUCUCAUUAGGAAGAUUUACACCACACUGGCUGGGAGCAGUAGAGUCCUGGAAGUCACUAAAGAGGAGUUCAUCAUUGCGGCCCAGAGGUUUGGUCAGGUGACUCCAAUGGAGCUGGACAUCCUGUUCCAACUGGCCGACCUCUCUGAGUCCCGUGGCCGUGUUGGUCUGGUGGACAUUGACAGGAUUUCUCCGCUGGAGGAGGGGGCCCUCCCAUACAACCUGGCUGAGGUCCAGAGACAGCUGUCCGGUGGUGACCCGUCCCGAUCUGUUCUCAUCCAGGUAGCAGAGUCCGCCUACAGGUUUGGCCUCGGCUCCAUCGCCGGCGCUGUGGGAGCCACAGCAGUUUACCCCAUAGACCUGGUGAAGACCAGGAUGCAGAACCAGAGGACCACAGGCUCCCUGGUGGAAGAGCUCAUGUACAAGAACAGCUUGGACUGCUUCAAGAAGGUGCUGCGUUAUGAAGGCUUUUUCGGCCUCUAUAGAGGUCUGGUACCACAGCUACUGGGUGUGGCCCCGGAGAAAGCCAUAAAGCUGACAGUGAAUGACUUUAUCAGAGGGAAGACCAGACAGAGAGAUGGAUCAAUCCCUGUACCUGCUGAGAUCCUGGCUGGUGCAUGUGCGGGUGGAUCCCAGGUGAUCUUCACCAACCCUCUGGAGAUUGUGAAGAUCCGCCUGCAGGUGGCUGGAGAGAUCACCACCGGCCCCCGCGUCAGCGCCAUAUCUGUCAUCAAGGACCUGGGUUUCUUUGGUCUCUACAAGGGAGCCAAAGCCUGUUUCCUGCGAGACAUCCCUUUCUCAGCCAUCUACUUCCCCUGCUAUGCGCACGUCAAGGCCUACAUGAGUGAUGAGGAUGGGAGAAUCGGACCGGGCAAGCUGCUGUUUUCAGGGGCCAUAGCAGGCAUGCCCGCGGCCUCCCUGGUGACCCCCGCCGACGUUAUCAAGACCAGGCUACAAGUGGCGGCCCGUGCAGGCCAGACCACGUACACCGGUCUCGCUGACUGCUUCUGGAAGAUUCUGAAGGAGGAGGGACCACGGGCCUUCUGGAAAGGAGCGGGAGCCCGAGUGUUCCGGUCCUCGCCCCAAUUUGGGGUCACCCUGGUGACCUAUGAACUCCUGCAGAGGUGGUUCUACAUUGACUUUGGCGGACAAAAGCCGUCUGGUUCGGAGCCGACUCCCAAGUCUCGCAUCAGCCUGCCGGCGCCCAGCCCCGACCACAUUGGAGGUUUCAGGUUGGCCGUGGCCACGUUCGCUGGCACCGAGAGCAAAUUUGGACUCCACCUCCCAAGAUACAACUCAAGUAACCCCCCGGUCCAAGAAGGACGCCCCUUGAAUUGAACCCCCUCUGCCCACACAUAGGGGGCAGAAUAGAGCACACGUGCAAUCAUUACACCCUCUCCCUCCCACCCCCAGCGAGUCGAGCACUUGGAAUAUUCCACCCGAAAGAGAAGCACAUUGUGAGUAGUAUGAUCUGCCUCUCUAGGCUUUAAAGAUAAAUAUGUGUCUAUUUUAGUUGAUGAGAAUUUUUUAAAGCUAUUAUGAUCUUCAGAAAUGUACCUUUCUACAUCAUGGUCUAGAAACACAAAAACGUUGUUUUAGCUUCUCUUUUAGUCUUAGCUACCCGUAAAGAUUACUUUUUGAGUCAGUCUUAUUGUGAAGAUCAAGUGAUAUCUACAGUACUGACAAUGUGUGUCUAGAGUAGUGUUCCAGUUUGUCUUUUCAUACAGUAAUAUACACAGUAGUGGAGGGGCUGGCCAUGACUUGAAUUAGACCUGGACUGCUUCCUUUCAUUACAUCAUCACUAAGGCUGGGACUCAUUCAAAUGUGCAUUGUCAACAUGUGCAUUGCACUUGCUUUUAAAGGUCAUUUACACUUGAGCCGACAUGUCCCGUAUUUCACAUGAAGGCCAUCUCUUUAAAAGACACUUGACAGUUCAAUGUGCUCGUCUACAACGUGCCUUUGAUUGAAUCUUGGUCUAACCAUCACUUUAUAUGAUGGUGCUUUUACUGUCUUCCACCUGAGAGUCUGAUAAAUACCAAACAGAAUGAGCCCUAUCCGCAGGAUGGGGAUAGUAGCACAAGUACGCACAUCCAAAUGACGGUUCUACUGUACAUCCGAAUGACGGUUCUACUGUACAUCCAAAUGACGGUUCUACUGUACAUCCGAAUGACGGUUCUACUGUACAUCCGAAUGACGGUUCUACUGUACAUAUGAAUGACGGUUCUA